Messenger RNA from Vanderwaltozyma polyspora DSM 70294, 4542 nucleotides. It is a transcript of the gene IQG1, whose product is annotated as Iqg1p. The transcript has a single exon. The record is from RefSeq and is a predicted model, not a curated record. Gene Ontology annotation, biological process: regulation of actin cytoskeleton organization; regulation of GTPase activity. Lineage: Eukaryota; Fungi; Ascomycota; Saccharomycetes; Saccharomycetales; Saccharomycetaceae. Bases 1 to 4542 code for a protein of 1513 amino acids. Gene Ontology annotation, cellular component: cytoplasm. Gene Ontology annotation, molecular function: GTPase activator activity; protein binding.
AUGUCUGCUAUAGCGGACUCACCAACGAGAUCGACUAAUAACUCAUUCAUUAAUAGGUAUAUCCAAAAUCUAGAAAAUGAAGGCAGCCCACAAUUGAAACCUCUUUCUCCUUCAAAAUUAAAUUCUUCAUCGAAUUUAAACUUACUGAAAAGUAACCAAUCAUCGCCAAUAAAACCAACAAAAUUGGAUUCCCAGGUUCCUAAAUUUACUACAAAGAUAGAUUCACAUAGUAAAUCAGUACCACCUUUAUACUCGUCUAACGUCAAUCCUUCUGCUCAAUUCGAUAAAUCUACGUUGUCAAAAGAUGAAUUAAAGUACUACGAACUGCUUUGCCGUGUAGGUGAAGUAAAAUGUUGGAUAGAGGAGGUUAUUGGCCAAGAAAUUGAACCUGAAAUCGAGUUAUGUGCUGGUGAUGCGUUGAGGAAUGGUGUAUACCUUGCGACUGUUGCACAAAAAAUUAACCCAUCUCUGGUACCAACUGUCUAUCCUGCCGGUAAGAAGUUAGAGUUCAAACAUACUCAGAAUAUCAAUGCUUUUUUUACAUUGGUUGAUCACGUAGGUGUUCCAAAUUCUUUUAGAUUCGAACUACAAGAUCUAUACAACAAAAAAGAUCUUCCACAAGUAUUCGAAACCUUGAACAUAAUGAUUACUAUCAUAAACAAAAAAUGGCCAACAAAAACUCCAGGUUUAACAAAUUUAUCUGGCCAAUUAACCUUUACCAAGGAUGAUUUAAAGAAAUGUCAAAGAACUUGGCCAAGAAUCCGUGAUUUUAAAUCGUUAGCGGUAAGCCCAACUUCAUCUCCCAUUAAGAAAACUAAAGUGCAAUCUGGAUUAAUUGAAGACUUUAAUGAAUUUCAAAAUAACAAAGAACCUGUUCUAGAUGAGACAAUUUACAAAACUCCAGAAAAAAAGAAACCUGUAGAUAUAAAGAGAGAACUAACACCAUCCAUUAGUGAUCUUCAAUUACCAUCACAUAAUACUAAAGCAGAAAAUUUUAACGAGUCGACACCCAAAGUCAGUUAUAAAUCACCUUUUAAAAGUAUCGAUUAUGAUAUUUUAACAAGAACACCAAACUUAGAAUAUAGUCCAUUAAAAUUAUCUAGUUUAUCGUAUCAUUCACCAUCAAUUGCUAGAUAUAGCACUUUGGAUACAGACUUCUACUUAAGAAGAAGUCAAAACAGGGAACAAGGAUUACAGUUCUAUAAUACACAUAGUUAUAGCCCUACACGUUACUCUCCUACUCGUUACUCUCCUACUCGUUAUUCCAAGUUAAAUUAUUCUCCCAACAGAAGGCAGAAAAUGACUGAAGAUGAGUUUUUGGACAACGUUAUUGAUAUCCAGAGCAUUUGUCGUAGUGCAAAUCUAAGAUUUGAUUUAAAUAUUAAGAUGAGAUUAGCAAAACUUCAUGAGAAGGAAGUUAUAUUCUUCCAGUCUUUGGUAAGAGGAAAUGAAGCGAGAUCAAAAUUCAAUAAACCAUUCAAGAUGAAUUCAAGUGAAAUAAGUUUAUCUGAGUUAUCACACUUACAAGCAACUAUUAAAGGUAUCAUAUUGCGUGAAAAUAUUGAUAGAAAAAGGAUUCGUAUAUUAAGGCAAGAAAAAGAUAUAAUAGGACUACAAUCUAUGUGUCGUGCCUGCUUAGCAAGAGCGAAUGCUCAGGCUGAAUUAAUGGAUAUUAAUAAUGUAACGAAACCAUUAAUAAAGUUACAGGCCGUCAUAAAAGGUAUUCUUUUCAGACAAUUUUAUAAAACUUCAACAUUAUCCUCAUUGAUUGACAAGUCUGCUAUCACUCUUGUCCAAAGUGUAUAUAGAGGGAAUUUGAAAAGAGCUGAGAUUGCUAAAUUGAAUCAUCAUUUCAACUUGGAUUGUACAAAUUCAGUCUCUAGACUACAAGCCGUAUCCAAAGGAUAUCUGACUAGAAACAAGAUACUGAAUACUCAUAAACAAUGUUUGGAAAAUGAUGAAACAAUUUUAAAAUUAAGUACUUACCUAAGAGGUUCAAGAGCACGUAAGGAUUACCAAAUGUAUCAAAUUAAUGAAGAUUCUGAUGUCAUAAUCGCUCUACAAUCUAGCAUAAGAGGUGUUUUAGUCAGAUACACAUUAGAUUUGGUUGAUGAUGUAGUUGAAAAUAGCCAUAUAUCUGUUCUUCAAGCUAGGAUAAGGGCCAUAAUGAUUCGUUCUAGGUUGGAUAAGAGAAAAGCACAUUUUCUAGGAAAUACUAAAUCCAUAAUAAAAAUUCAAUCAUGGGUACGUUGUUUCAAUCAAAGAAUUGCAUAUAAAGAGCUCAUGAGUACUCCAAAUCCAAGUCUAUGGUCAGUUAGAAAAUUUGUUCACUUACUAAAUAAUAUUGGAAAUAUUGAAAACAUACAGAAUGAAUUAGAGAAAUCACAAGCCGAACUAGAUUCAGAAAAUAUGAGAAGAGAAAAAAUGGAAUCAGAACUAAGACAGCAAUUAGAUUUUUCAGAUAUCUUAGACAAAUAUAAAAUCGAAAAUAAUCUAGAACAGCAAAUGAGCAAUGUACAUGCCGCAAGUUCUAAAUACCCAGGUUAUGAGAAAUUGUUUUAUUUAUUACAAGUAGAUCCAACUUAUUGGAAGUUACUAUACAGAAAAGAUCCUCUUUUUACUGAAGAUAAUGUAUAUGUUACAUUUAGUAUUGUCAACCAAAGAAUGGGCGAGAGAGAAAAGGUCUGUUUUACAAGAUUCGUUGCUGAAUUGUUACAUCAAAAUAUGGUUGAUUCACACUCUAUUACAAACUUCAUGAACAAUAAUACCCAUUUUUGGCAGAAAUUGAUUAAAUUAUUUAUUCAAAGAGAGUAUCCCGACUUAAUUUCCCUCUUUUUACCAAUCUUGGAAUAUAUUAACGAUAGAAACAUUGAUUUUACAAGUGAUCCAUCUGUCAUCUAUAGAUUAAUCCAUGGGAUCGAAUGUACAGAUAGAUCUUCUGCAAUCGAAGAUGAUCAAACUAAAAUACAUUUCAUAGAAAACCUAAAGAAUGUUUGGCACGCUGUUGAGAUGAUUGCAGAAAUUUUUACAAGUAGGAUUGAAGCUAUUCCAGUGGAAAUAAGAUACUUAUGUUCAAAAAUAUUUACUUUCGCCGCUGAUCAAAAUUAUGAUCAAACAUCGUCAUUAAGAUGUAUAUCUAAAAUAGUUGUAGGAACCCUUGUUAAAGAGUAUUUGGUUAACAGAAGGUACUAUGGAUUUGUCGAUAAUAAUUAUUCGAAUAUUGAGGAAAAGAUUGCAAUAUUAAUGCAUUCUUUAGAGGCUGUCUUUGAAAUGCGUGAUUUUGAAGGGUACUAUGACCCAUUAAAUCAAUAUUCAGCAGAAAUUAAGCCAUAUUUAAAGGAUAUGCUAAUGCAAAUAAUGGUUGGACCAGAGUAUGAACAAGAAAGUGAAAGACUAAUAUAUGAAGAUAUGCUUUCGGUAAGACCUAGACUAGAGAUCUUAUCCGAAAAGGUAAUCCAAAUCACGAAUAAAUUUCAAGAGUAUUUGAAGUAUAUAGAACCAGAUGAUAUGAUAGUUGAUAUCCUGAAACAAUGCUCCGAUGAUAAAUCGAUUCCUCGUACUGGACGUGUUACUUUGGAAUUGAACCCUGCAUCAUACCGUUUUUUGCAGAAUGACGAUAAGAUGAAGAGAAUAUAUGACCAAGUCAAAAGGAUUUUUAUGUAUAUGAUGCAGGUUGAAGAUGUUGACACUAAUUUAUAUGACCUUGCAGUAAGUACUGUACUAGAUGAAGACGAGCCAAGCUUUUCCACUUUAUUGAAUGAUAAUCCAAGAAUUAAGGAGGAUCCAAUUUUAAAGAAACUAGAAUCUCCGCUAUAUUUUAGUUUGAAGAUGUUAGCACUAAGAAAUAUACAUGAAUUAGAAAAUAUAGGAAUGUUAAAUCCAGCAGAUAACCAAAUGCAAAGCAUUUUAAAUGACAUAGCAAACAACAUCAAAUUCCCAAUAUUUAUAACUCAAAGUGUUGAGGAAGAACUUGAUAUUACCAGAUAUACAGUUCAUGAGUUGGCCGCUAUUAACAAACAGUUAAAUUCGGAUGUGACUCUAUUAAAAAGGUCGAUAAAUAAUAUCAUUGAGAAGUUCAGAGUUUCUAAGGAUUAUACUGUUGUACAUAAAGGUGCAUUGGGAAACCUAAAAGAUGCUUAUAAAAAAGUCCAUAGUAAAGGAGGAGAUAAUAUUCAAGGUCUGAAGUUCAAAUGGUCGACAAAACAAUUAUAUGAAAAAGGUGUCGUAAAGAAUAUUGAAGGAGAAAAAUUGGGUGAACUAACUGUAAAAGUUUUUGGGUCAAGUGGUCCAAAGUUUCCAGAUAUUUAUUUCAAAAUAUUUACUUCUGAUGGCGGUAAAUUUGGUAUUCAAAUCUCAGAUAAGCGUAAGGGACCAUCCAAAAGAUAUUCCCAUCUAGUUGAUACUUUUGAUUUCUUUGAUUUGUUGAAUACCCAAGUUGGUAAAAAGGUUAGUACAUGGUACCUUUUCAAUGGUAAAAUUACUUUCUCCACUUCAAAACUUUUAGAACUUUUAUCAGCUAAUUUUUUCAAUAAGCAUAAUUAA